Mangifera indica (mango) is the source of this 2294-nucleotide messenger RNA. RefSeq names its product OBERON-like protein. NCBI's taxonomy places the organism in Eukaryota, Viridiplantae, Streptophyta, Magnoliopsida, Sapindales, Anacardiaceae. Gene Ontology annotation, cellular component: nucleus. The record is from RefSeq and is a predicted model, not a curated record. The transcript is spliced from 3 exons. Bases 277 to 1935 code for a protein of 552 amino acids.
AUGGAUAUAUAAUGUGCUAAACCGGCCAACCCUCUUGAAUACUACUGGUUCAGCCGAUACGGCCAUUUCUAACAUAUUUCUUUGUUGACUGAUGUUGGCUUUUCUAUCCUGAAGUUUCUCCGGUAAAACGGCUAUCUUUCCAUCUGUUCGUAGGGCAAAAUCGUCACAAAUUCUGCUUUUCAUUAUUUGUUUCUUUGUUCUCUCUACUCUGAUGCACUCGUUUCAGCUGGGUUUUUGCUUUCCCUCUCUGUUAGUGAGUAUAAGAGAGAUUAUUUGAUGGGUACAUCAUCAGGUUCAAAUAUAAACCAACAAUCUUCAUACAAGAUGCUACCUCCACGACAGCAACCACUAUCUGGAGGUCUACAAACAUCUCUAUCACUUGUGACUUUAGAUCCCAUGUUGUCCCCUGAUGGGCAAGAACCCAGAUCAAACUCAGACAAUGUUCGUGGGUCGCCAACUGAGAGUGCCAGCUCACGAGAAACUUGGCCUACUGCUGAUGCCUCCACUGCAAAGAAGAUGGAGAACAGGAAGACAGAGAUUGAUUGUCAUGAACAGUCAGUAAUCCGUCGUAUUUCAAGUGCAGACAAAAUUUCUCUUCGUGAUGUUGCAAGAGAAAGAGUUGAUUUAAUCUCUGAAAAGAUGCAUCCUCUACCUGAUGAGUUUUUAGAAGAGCUAAAGAAUGGGCUCAGGGCUAUUCUUGAAGGAAAUGGGGGUUCACAGCACAGGGAAGAAUUUUUGACUCUGCAAAAACUUGUUCAGAGUAGAACAGAUUUAACUGCUAAGACAUUGAUAAGAGCCCACCGUGUUCAGCUGGAAAUCCUUGUUGCAAUAAAUACUGGAAUUCAGGCAUUUCUGCAUCCAAAUAUUAGUCUGUCUCAAACUUCCCUAAUUGAGGUCUUUGUGUACAAAAGAUGCAGAAAUAUAGCAUGUCAAAACCAGCUUCCAGCUGAGGAUUGUACCUGUGAAAUAUGCACCAACAGAAAUGGUUUCUGCAAGCUUUGCAUGUGUGUGAUCUGUAACAAGUUUGACUUUGAAGUGAAUACCUGUCGUUGGAUUGGUUGUGAUUUGUGUUCUCAUUGGACUCACACAGAUUGUGCAAUCCGUGAUGGGCAAAUAUGUAUGGGCCCCUCUGUUAAGAGUGUAGCAGCUCCUACCGAGAUGCUUUUCAGCUGCCGGGCUUGCAACCGUACAUCCGAGCUACUAGGCUGGGUUAAAGAUGUAUUUCAACACUGUGCCCCAGCCUGGGACGGGGAGUCUCUAAUGAGGGAGCUUGAUUUUGUUAGUAGGAUCUUCCGUGGAAGUGAAGAUCCUAGAGGGAGGAAGCUCUCUUGGAAAUGUGAGGAUCUUAUUGAGAAAAUGAAAGGUGGAUUUGCAGAGUCUACAGCUUGCAGAGCAAUAUUGAUGUUUUUCCAAGAGCUUGAUAUUGACUCCCCAAAGAACCUGGAAAAUGGAGAAGGUGGGAGGCUGAUUGCCCCAGAAGAAGCAUGCAAUCGAAUUGCAGACGUUGUACAGGAGGCUAUAAGAAAGAUGGAAAUGGUGGCUAAUGAGAAGAUGAGGGUGUUUAAGAAAGCUCACAUGGCUCUCGAGGAUUGUGACAAGGAGCUGGAGGACAAGGCCAGGGAAGUGACUGAACUAAAGCAAGAGAGACAAAAGAAGAAGCUACAGAUAGAGGAGCUGGAGAGGAUUGUGAGGCUUAAACAGGCAGAGGCUGAUAUGUUCCAACUCAAAGCCAAUGAGGCAAAACGAGAGGCCGACAGGCUCCAGAGGAUUGCUCUUGCCAAGUCAGACAAAUCAGAGGAAGAAUAUGCUAGCUGUUAUCUGAAACUUCGGUUGAGUGAGGCGGAAGCUGAGAAGCAGUAUCUGUUUGAGAAGAUUAAGCUUCAGGAAAGUUCAUGUGCUUCACAGAGUGGUGCUGCAGUGACCCUUCACAGGUGAAUUACAAAAACCAAGAGCAUUUGCAAGGGUAAGGUUCCUGUCCGAAGACUGUUGAUCAGCUUAAUAGACUUUUACCCUCUUAGAAAAACUCACUGAGGAAUGCUUUUAAUUACGUUAUAUAAUUAGUUAGGUAUAUGAACUAGGAUCACUUUUUUUAAUAAACAAUUGUGAAUGAGAUGCUAUCCAGCUUCAUUUGAACCAAACUCCGUGGUGUCUUUAACAAGCUAGAGGAAUCGGUAAAAGUCCAUGGAACUUUUAGUGAUUCAUUAUGUAGUCAUCUACAAAAGAUGUUUAGAAGUGUUGUUGUAUUUUGUAAUUUAAGUGGAUGAAUUUACUCCCUGCGUGGCUUUCUGUUCUGA